AUGGAAAGAAGAAUUAAAUUAAAAACAUUAAAUAGCCAUAUAACCUGUAAAAUUUGCAGGGGCUAUUUAAUCGAUGCGACUACUGUAACGGAAUGCCUUCAUACUUUUUGUAAAAGUUGUUUGGUUAAACAUUUAGAAGAAAAUAAUACAUGUCCAACAUGUAAUAUUGUCAUACAUCAAUCUCAUCCUCUUCAGUACAUCAGUUUCGAUAGAACAAUGCAAGAUAUCGUUUACAAAUUAGUACCCCAUUUACAAGAAAAUGAAAUGAAACAAGAAAGAGAGUUUUACAGACUGCGUGGUUUACCAUGUCCAAAAGAUGUACCCGUCGCAGGUUCGGAUUUAGAAGAAAAAUCGAUAAUGGAUGCUCAUGCCGAAUCGGAUUAUCACAGGCAUGAAGAACAGGUACAUUUGGAAAUGGUAAUAGGUGAAAAUAUGAAAAGCUUACCUAGAAAAUUUAUAAGAUGUUCCUCUCAAGCGACCAUAACUCACAUAAAAAAAUACAUUGCUAAAAAAGUUUGGUCUCCUGAAAAAUACAGUAAUAUCGAUAUUUUAUGCAAUGGAGAAUUAUUAGGAAAAGAUCACACUUUGAAAUUUGUUUACGUCACACGUUGGCGUUUAAAAGAUCCUCCUAUGAAAUUAGAAUAUAGAAGAACGAUCGACAUUUAA
Messenger RNA from Pediculus humanus corporis (human body louse), 666 nucleotides. Its product is annotated as Polycomb group RING finger protein, putative. The coding region runs from base 1 to 666 and encodes 221 amino acids. The record is from RefSeq and is a predicted model, not a curated record. The transcript has 4 exons. Lineage: Eukaryota; Metazoa; Arthropoda; Insecta; Psocodea; Pediculidae. Gene Ontology annotation, cellular component: PRC1 complex. Gene Ontology annotation, biological process: regulation of transcription by RNA polymerase II.